AUCCGGAUUCCCUCCGACUCUUUUUUGCAUCAAAAAAAGGAAAGAAGGAAAAUAAUCAUCCAUACGAUUUGCUGUCGGUCAUGGAGAUCAAAAUCCGAAGAGGAGAAUCCAAUGCCAAAAAGGCCCCCACCCGGCUCCAGAAGCGCGCUCCUGCGUCCCUCCAGCUCGACCGCAGCAUCAACUCCUCCGCCAGGGGGAAGGCCGAUUCCGAUUCUUCUCCCACGCCAAUUCCCCUGCUGUCGCCGCUCAUUCUUUCCCCGACGCCGGAGUUCGAGGCUGAUGUAGCCCCGGUCUCGGAGGUGGAGAAGAAAGGCGGCGGCGAGUGCGAGGACGAGGAGAGGAUGUCGAUGCCGCCGCCCGGUGGAUGGCGUCACCCGGCAUUGCCGAUGGUGGUGGUGGAGCCGGCGUCUCUGCUUCCCAUGUUUCACUUCCAAUGCGCUCUGGUGCACAACGUGCAGUGAUCGCGUAAUUCUGCUUUAGAUUUUUGCGUAGUUGAACUCCAUUCAUCUCUCUUGUAUUCAUAGGUGGCAUGCUAGGUAAGCAAACCCCACCAAUCCAAUGUGGCCAUCGGUUCGAUGCUAUAAAACAGAACAAAAAUAUUUUCAGAAGAAAGAGAUGUGGAAGUUUUUUUUUUGGGAAAGUAAAGGAGGGCCCAGGGCCCCCAUGUUUAUUAAAAUAAUACGAUGUGGAAGUUUGUUCUGGACUUUCUCCUA
Molecule: messenger RNA, 713 nt
Organism: Elaeis guineensis (African oil palm)
Lineage: Eukaryota; Viridiplantae; Streptophyta; Magnoliopsida; Arecales; Arecaceae
Source: RefSeq, a predicted model, not a curated record